GCGCGAUAAUCUCUGGUUGUAGCCAGCGCCUACCCGCCAAACCCCGAUCCCGUUUCCUCUGUUCCUCGCUGGUCUGGCAACGCCAAGUUUAGAAUUCGCUCUCUAAUCAACAUGGCAACGUUCAACGACAAGCUCGCACCGCAUCUCGAGCGAAUCCGAACUCCUGGACAUGCGGACAAAGUUUACAAAGAUGAGUGUGUCUUCUCAUUCGACACACCAGAGUCCGAAGGAGGCCUCUACGUGUGCCUCAACACUUUCCUCGGAUUUUCCAAGAAGUAUGUGGAAAGGCGUUACGCGAAGACGGGGAACGCCGUCUACCUUCACCUGAAAACCACAAAAAAGGAGGUGACGGAUGACAGGCCGGCUGCCAAGAGAGCUGCUCCUACGAAGCUUGCCAUCGGUUUGGAGGGAGGUUUUGAUGUUGACAUGGGCAAGAAGUAUGAAUAUGAACAUCACAACUCUCUCGUCAUCCUGCCAAACUUCGACUCGAUUCCCCUGCCGAACACACAACUCCCUGAAAUGGUGCAGCUUUCCAUUGCAGCUGUUCUUGCAGCUGACUCUGCCAAUGUUGUUAAUGAGUUGGAAGCCAUGGCUGGAACAUGGGAUGGAGAGAAGAGAGUGCCAUCAAAACACAGCGACACACUGGUACAGCUGGACAACGGUGUGAAAGUAGCUCCGACGGGCUGGAAAUGCGAAAGGUGUGACCUCACCGAGAACCUCUGGCUCAACCUGACAGAUGGCGCCAUACUGUGCGGCCGAAAGUACCACGAAGGCAGCGGGGGCAACAACCACUCGCUUGAACACUUUAAGAACACUGGUUACCCACUUGUAGUAAAGCUGGGCACUAUCACACCAGAAGGGGCCGAUGUGCACUCUUACGAUGAGGAUGAUAUGGUCAUUGAUACAAACCUUGCCAAGCACCUUGAGCACUUUGGCAUAGAAAUAUCCAAGAUGAAAAAGACAGAAAAGACGAUGCUGGAGCUGGAGAUAGACCUGAACCAGCGAGUGGGCGAGUGGGCACUGAUCCAGGAAGCUGGAAGCAAGCUCACGCCAUUGUUCGGCCCCGGUUACACCGGCCUGGCCAACUUGGGAAACUCUUGCUACUUGAACUCGGUCGUUCAGGUUGUGAUGAGCAUCCCGGAGUUCCAACGCAAGUACUACGAUGGUGCAACUCAAAUAUUUGACAGUUUUCCACCUGAUCCUGCUGAAAACUUUACAGUUCAAAUGACGAAGCUAGCAGUUGGUAUUCUCUCUGGUGACUACUCCAAGGAGCCAGCCUGUGAAGGCAGCAACCAGUCUGAGCCAAAGGAACAGGAAGGUAUCAAGCCGCGCAUGUUCAAGACGCUGGUUGGCAGAAACCACCCAGAAUUCUCAACUAAGAGGCAGCAGGAUGCUCAGGAGUUCUUCCUAUACUUCCUUGAGCUUGUUGAAAGGAACUGCCGCAACGAGGUGAAUCCUGCAGACUGCCUGAAGUUUGAGUUGGAAGAACGCAUCCGGUGCACACAAUCUGGAAAGGUGCGCUACACUAAGCGCACGGAUUGGCUGCUCCCUCUGCCGGUGCCACUUCAUUGCGCGUUGAAUAAGCAGGAAGUGGAUGCUUACGAAAGCAAGAAAGAAGAGCUCCUAAAAAAUAAUGAAAGAAUCGACCCUGAAACUAUUGUCAGGUCAAAGAUCCCACUCUCGGCUUGCUUGGAAACCUUUGCUGGCACCGAGCACAUCAGUGAUUUUUUCAGCACGGCCGUGAACAAGAAAGUUACUGUAGAGAAGACCACCAGGCUUCGCACGUUCCCCGAUUACCUGAUGAUACAGCUGAAGAAGUUUGAGCUCGCUCAGAACUGGCUUCCAAAGAAGUUAGAUGUUGAAAUGUUAAUGCCUCAGCAGUUAGAUCUGUCUUUCUUGCGGGGAAGUGGUGUGCAGCCCGGAGAAGAGCUGUUGCCAGAACCUCAGGAGACUAAUGAAGGCUCUACACAGACUGUGGAACUAAAUAGGGCCUGGGUGGACCAGCUUGUAGACAUGGGCUUUCCACUGGAGGGGUGCAAGAAGGCAGUGUUCUUCACACAGAACUCCAGCAUUGAAGCUGCCACAGAGUGGGCCAUGGAUCACAUGAACGAUCUCGACUUCGGAGCACCUUUCGUGCAACCCGGCACAUUUCAGGCAGAUACAGAAGCACUGGCAACAAUAACGAGCAUGGGUUUCUCCCAAGAUCAAGCGCUCAAGGCUCUCAAGGCUACGGAUAACAAUGUUCAGAGGGCCAUGGACUGGAUCUUCAGCAGAGCGGAUGACAUGCAGGUAGAGAGUCAAGAAGUUGCCAUGGAAGCCGAGAGCCCGGGCCCUCGCAUAAAGGAUGGUCCUGGAAAUUAUCAGCUGGUGGCAUUCAUCAGCCACAUGGGCGAGUCCACCAUGGUGGGUCACUACGUGUGCCACAUAUUCAAGGACGGCCGCUGGGUCAUCUUCAACGACAACAAAGUGGCCCUGUCUGAAAACCCGCCCAAGGAGUUCGGCUACUUGUACCUGUACCGGCGUGUGCCAGACUCAUGACUAGACGGACCUUCCUCACCGAAGCGAGCCAAAGUCGAGGAAAAUACCGCAGCGCCUGUGUCACCAUCGAGCAGCGUAGCUUGAUUUGCAGGCCUGCCGCAGUACCUGUCCUCUGGAGCUAUUGACUUGGCCUGUGAAUUCAACAAAAUUGUGUUUAGUGCAGUUUGAUUUCUGUGUUGCUUUGCUAUCAUGCACUUCCUUUUGCGUUGUUCCUACUAUUUUUUCACAUGGUUGAAUGUUUGAGAGUUUCUUCCUAAUAUAAUGAAUACUGUGUCAAAAAUUAUCACAGUUUAAUCCAUUCAGCUUUAAGAAUAGUGCCUUUGUAAUGCUUUGUGUUGCAUCAGGUAUACCUUUUUUUUUCUGUAACAGCAGUGUUGAGGAAGCUUUGGCUUUCUUCUAUUGGUAUGUGUGGAUUGGUUUUUUCUUUCUUGCAAGCAGUGUGAUGAAUAUUCAUUGAUAAAGCCCACUUUUCAGAGAUUUGUUUAGACAAGCUUAUUACAAAGAAUGCAGCACGUAUGGUGUUUUGUAUGCUAUGUGGUUACAGGGCUGCUUGUGCCUUUUCAAUAUGUUGUAGUUCGGUUGGAGAAACAAGAGAGUGUACUAAUUUUGUGUAUAAGCUACUGCGCUUCGAACAACACUCGAUUAAGUCUCGAAGUGGUGAGCUCGCACCUUUCCUACACUUGUACAUACACCAGUGUACGGCCAUUGUCACUUUCGGUUUUGUAUUCUCAUUGUUUACCUUCAAACAUUGACCACAGAUUGUCGUGGUAUCUGUUUUUCCAUCACCGAUGAAUAGUAAAACAUUACUUUCUACAAGAUCUGCUGCUACAUUCAAAGUUAUUUAAGGUAGACAUCUUCUGUUCUCUUUUUUUGAAUAAACCAAUCUUUUCACUCUAUUCUGAA
Rhipicephalus microplus (southern cattle tick) is the source of this 3441-nucleotide messenger RNA. It is a transcript of the gene Usp5, whose product is annotated as ubiquitin specific protease 5. The record is from RefSeq and is a predicted model, not a curated record. Gene Ontology annotation, molecular function: cysteine-type deubiquitinase activity; protein binding; zinc ion binding. Lineage: Eukaryota; Metazoa; Arthropoda; Arachnida; Ixodida; Ixodidae. Gene Ontology annotation, biological process: protein deubiquitination.